Drosophila serrata is the source of this 2535-nucleotide messenger RNA. It is a transcript of the gene Pgant6, whose product is annotated as Polypeptide N-Acetylgalactosaminyltransferase 6. NCBI's taxonomy places the organism in Eukaryota, Metazoa, Arthropoda, Insecta, Diptera, Drosophilidae. Gene Ontology annotation, cellular component: Golgi apparatus. Gene Ontology annotation, biological process: protein O-linked glycosylation. Gene Ontology annotation, molecular function: polypeptide N-acetylgalactosaminyltransferase activity. The record is from RefSeq and is a predicted model, not a curated record.
AACAGCGCGCCUCCAAGAAGAAGCACCAACGGCAGCAAACAGAGCCAAAAAAAAAACGAAAAGAAAAAACAUUUCCGCGGACGUGGAAGCAAACUAUUGUUUUGCUAUGUUAAUAAGUUAAUUCAACCCAAACUACCUGAAGAGCAAAGCGAAAGACAAGCACUGCCACACGGACAGAUUUUUUUGUUGUCCGAGGGUAAACCACGUCUGCAGCUGAUAUACUCUAACCACUAGGCCACCAGAAACAGCUGGAGAAGCACCUGAGCAAACACACGAGGUCGCCGCUAUCAAUUGGGAGUACUAGCUGCACUCCAUGAGAACCCAAGAGCUUCGGGUAACGGACACGUAACCACGGAUACCGCACGGAUAUCUAUCCGGCCAAGAUGCGGCGACCCAAUCUCAAAUGGAUCGUGAAGACGGCCCUACUGGUGCUCGUCUCUCUCACGCUGUUCAUACUCAUCACCAGCUGGAUCUCCUCCAGUCCGUACACCAACAAGGUGGUUCAUCAUGGCGCUGAGCCGGAACCGGAACAUCAUGGCGUGGAGCCUGUCCCGGAGGCCGCAGCACGUUCGGGUGGCGUUCAGAAGAUGCCAGUAGUAAAACACAAGCAGCCCGAGCCUAAAAACGAUCCAGAACCUGACUUUGAAGCUGAAGCUGAGCUACAGAAGAUCGACGAGCCCGAACCUGAGCAGGAGAAUGUGCAAAAUCCGCGGACCGCUAAGCAGUCAGAGAAUGAAAUACUGCAGGUGGCACCGCCCGUCGAUACGACGGUGAAGAAGGAUUGGCACGACUAUACGGCCAUGGCCAGGGAUGCUUUACGUGUGGGCCUCGGCGAGAAGGGUAAACCGGCUAGUCUGGACGACGAAUCGCAGCGCGAUGUGGAGCACCGAAUGUCCCUGGAGAACGGCUUCAAUGCCCUGCUCUCCGACUCCAUAUCGGUCAACCGAUCUGUGCCCGACAUCCGUCAUAAGCUGUGUCACAAAAAGGAGUAUGUAACCAAGCUACCCACGGUUAGUGUGAUCAUAAUUUUUUACAACGAAUACCUGAGCGUCCUCAUGCGAUCCGUGCACAGUCUUAUCAAUCGUUCACCGCCGGAGCUGCUCAAGGAGAUUAUACUGGUGGACGAUCACAGUGAUCGUGCUUAUUUGGGUCAUGAUCUGGAGGCAUACAUUAAGGAUCACUUCAUUAUUGUCCGAGUUGUGCGAUUGCCCAGGCGCACAGGCUUAAUCGGAGCCCGUUCGGAGGGAGCUAGAAAUGCCACAGCCGAGGUCCUCAUCUUUCUGGACUCUCAUGUGGAGGCCAACUAUAACUGGCUACCACCGUUGCUGGAACCGAUUGCACUGAACAAGCGUACGGCAGUGUGUCCCUUCAUUGAUGUUAUUGCCCACGAUACUUUCCAGUAUCGGGCACAGGACGAGGGGGCACGUGGUGCCUUCGAUUGGGAGUUCUUCUACAAGAGGCUGCCGCUGCUAGACGAGGAUCUGAAGCAUCCAGCGGAUCCAUUCAAAAGCCCUGUCAUGGCUGGCGGAUUGUUUGCCAUAUCCACGGAGUUCUUCUGGGAACUGGGCGGCUAUGACGAGGGACUGGACAUUUGGGGCGGUGAGCAGUAUGAAUUGAGCUUCAAGAUCUGGAUGUGCGGUGGUGAGAUGUACGAUGCUCCAUGCUCCCGCAUCGGACAUAUAUAUCGUGGUCCAAGGAAUCAUCAGCCGAGUCCACGAAAGGGCGAUUAUCUGCAUAGGAACUACAAACGCGUGGCUGAGGUUUGGAUGGAUGAGUACAAGAACUAUUUGUAUAGCCACGGGGAUGGUCUCUACGAGCGCGUAGAUGCCGGCGACUUGACCGCUCAGAAGGCCAUUCGCACUAAGCUAAAAUGCAAAUCCUUCAAGUGGUUCAUGGAGGAGGUUGCCUUCGAUUUGAUGAAGACCUAUCCCCCCAUAGAUCCGCCAGCGUACGCACUGGGAGCCCUACAGAAUGUGGGCAAUGAUCGUCUCUGCAUGGACACGAUGGGCAGGAAGAAGCACAAUCGCAUGGGAAUGUAUGCUUGUGCCGAUGACAUUAAGACGCCGCAGAAGACACAGUUUUGGGAGCUGAGCUGGAAGCGAGAUUUGCGACUGCGGCGGAAAAAGGAGUGCCUCGAUGUUCAGAUCUGGGAUGCCAAUGCGCCCAUUUGGCUGUGGGAAUGCCAUGGCCAAGGAGGCAAUCAGUAUUGGUACUACGACUAUCACACGAAGCUAAUGAAGCACGGCACGGAUGGCAAGCGGUGCCUGGAGCUGCUGCCCUUCACCCAGGAGGUGGUGGUCAACCGAUGCGAUGCCGGCAAUGUGUACAUGCAGUGGAAUUUCGGCUCGUUCAACAAAACGGCGCUGGACGACUACUCCAAGGAGCUGGUGCUCAACCUUUAAUCGCUGCACAUGCAACGUAGCGAUUGGAAUCACUUGCCAUGUACUUAACGAUGUUCGAUGUAAAUAAUUAGGCUAUAGAUAGAUUUAAAGGCUCUAUUUGGCCCGAAAUACAAUUUUUCACGACUCAAACGCA